AUGCUCUGUGGUCUUUUGUUGUGGUUCUGCAUCUUCGUAGCUCCACUUAAAGCACAAGCCAUGAAAGAUGAAUUAUGCUCUGAUUCUACUUAUGACUACGAAGAUGCACUGAGCAAGAGCAUCUUAUUCUUUGAAGGACAACGCUCUGGAAAAUUACCACCAGACCAACGAGUCAACUGGAGAGGGGACUCCGCACUCUCGGAUGGCAAGCUUGAAAAUGUGGACUUGGCAGGAGGGUACUAUGACGCGGGUGACAAUGUCAAGUUUGGAUGGCCAAUGGCAUUUUCCGUCACCUUACUAAGUUGGGCCGCUAUUGAACACCAAGAUGAAAUAUCUUCCGCCAACCAGCUUGACUACCUCUGCCGGGCAAUCCGCUGGGGCACCGAUUUCAUACUAAAAGCGCAUACUUCAGCGACCACGCUUUAUACUCAGGUGGGAGAUGCAAGUAGAGAUCAUCAAUGUUGGGAACGCCCAGAAGACAUGGAUAUUCCUCGAACCCUUUACAAGAUUACGCCUACUUCUCCUGGAACUGAGGUAGCUGCCGAGGCUGCUGCUGCCCUUGCUGCUGCUUCAAUUGUCUUUAAAGAGUCUCAACCGGAAUAUUCCGCUCAGCUGCUAAGCCGGUCAAAACUUUUAUUUCAGCUUGCUGACAACUAUCGAGGAUCUUACAAAAGUUCCUGCCCUUUCUACUGCUCUUACUCGGGGUAUCAGGAUGAGCUGUUGUGGGCUGCUGCUUGGCUGUACAAGGCUAGUGGAGAAAAUUACUAUCUGAACUACGUAUCUAGCAAUCAAGGUUGGAGUCAGGCAGUCUCGGAGUUCAGUUGGGACAACAAAUUUCCUGGAGUUCAGACGUUGCUCGCAAAGGACUUUUUCUUGGGGAAGACAAGUUUGGCGAAUUUUAAGAGUGGUGCUGAUUCCUUCGUAUGCGCAUUGAUGCCAGGGAGCAGCUCUGUACAGAUUAAGACAACCCCAGGCGGUCUUCUUUACACGAGAGACAGUAGCAAUUUGCAAUAUGCUACGGGUGCUACCAUGGUACUCCUUUAUUACUCCAACAUCCUUUCCGCAGCUGGUUCUGAGGGAGUCCAAUGUGGUUCUGUGAUUUUCUCCCCUGCCAAAAUCCAAGCAUUUGCAAAGUCACAGAUUGAUUACAUUCUUGGAAACAAUCCCCUCAAGAUGUCAUACAUGGUUGGCUUCGGCAGCAAAUAUCCAACGCAGUUGCAUCAUAGAGGUGCAUCCAUCCCUUCCAUUCAUGUUCUACCAGCCGAGGUGGGAUGCAACGAUGGCUCCUCAACAUGGUACUCCUCCAGCAAACCAAAUCCAAACAUUCAUGAGGGAGCUAUUGUUGGCGGCCCCAAUUCCAACGACCAGUUUAACGACUUGAGAUCAGACUACUCGCAUUUGGAGCCAACAACUUACAUGAAUGCUGCUUUUGUGGGAUCAGUCGCUGCUUUGCUUGGCCAGAUCAAGGAAGAGUGUUUGCAAGUCAUGUAA
Messenger RNA from Coffea eugenioides, 1491 nucleotides. RefSeq names its product endoglucanase-like. The coding region runs from base 1 to 1491 and encodes 496 amino acids. The record is from RefSeq and is a predicted model, not a curated record. Gene Ontology annotation, biological process: carbohydrate metabolic process. Lineage: Eukaryota; Viridiplantae; Streptophyta; Magnoliopsida; Gentianales; Rubiaceae. Gene Ontology annotation, molecular function: hydrolase activity, hydrolyzing O-glycosyl compounds. The transcript is spliced from 8 exons.